Molecule: messenger RNA, 1953 nt
Organism: Achroia grisella
Lineage: Eukaryota; Metazoa; Arthropoda; Insecta; Lepidoptera; Pyralidae
Product: L-threonine ammonia-lyase-like
Exons: 9
Coding region: 332-1618 (428 amino acids)
Biological process (GO): L-threonine catabolic process; L-serine catabolic process
Molecular function (GO): threonine deaminase activity; L-serine ammonia-lyase activity
Source: RefSeq, a predicted model, not a curated record
UAUAUAAGCUGUAUUACUAUAAAGUUUCAUCAUAAUCCGUUUCGUAAUUUUUGCGUGAAGCGUGAAAAAAUAACAAACAUCCAUCCAUCCAUCCAUCUAUCCAUAGGUCUCACAAACUUUCCCCUUUAUAAUAUUAAAAAAAUUGAGGUCGGUUUCAUAUCGCAGAUAUAUUUGAUAGCAAUAGUGAACAGGCCACCGAUUGCUGACUGUCGCAUUGAUUCGAUUUGUUAUUGAUGUCUCUUAAUGAAUGAUUAUGAAAUGGUGCAUGUACGUGCGCUAACGGUAUAUGCUGGCAAAGCAGGAAUAAAAGCUGACUAUCGAGUUUGAUCCUAUGUGUGACAAAGAAAAUCCGCAACGGAUAUCUUUCGAGGAUGUCUCCGCCGCAGCCUUCAGGAUUCAAAGCGGAAUUAGAAAAACGCCUUGUGUGAAAUCACAUAUGUCUGCAAUAUAUGGUAUGGACAUUUACCUAAAGAAUGACUUCCUGCAACACACAGGAAGCUUCAAAGAGCGAGGUGCGAGAAACGCUUUACUGCUACUUUCGCCAGAAGCAAAAAAAUGUGGUGUUAUCUCUGCUUCAUUAGGAAACCACUCCCAAGCUAUGAGCUACCAUGCCAAUUUAUUGCAAAUCCCAGUGACCGUGGUUAUGCCAAAUGUAGCGCCUAUCAUGAAAAUACAGAAAUGCCAGUCUUAUGGUGCUAAUGUUAUAAUACAUGGAAACGACAUGAAGGAAGCUAAAUAUCAUGCCAUGAUGCUCGCUAAAGAGAGACAGCUUACAUAUAUUAAUGGUUAUGAUCACCCACACAUUAUGUCUGGACAAGGAACAGUCGGGCUCGAGAUUUUGGAACAAGUGCCUGAUGUUGACGCUGUUCUGGUACCGGUGGGUGGCGGGGGACUGUUAGCCGGGGUUGCCACUGCUAUAAAACACCUUAAUCCAAAUGUUCUUAUAUAUGGUGUGGAGACGGAGAAAUGUCCUAGUAUGAAGGUGGCUAUCAAGAAUGAAGGACCCGUAAGUGUCGAAAUCAAAUCGACCCUUGCAGAUGGACUCGCUGUCCCUACUAUGGGGUAUAACGCAUUCCUCACUGCCAAAACAAUCAUGGACAAACUGAUAACAGUAAAUGAAGAUUGGCUUGCUCGAGCUAUAUUACGGCUGGUAGAGCAAGAGAAGUAUGUGGUGGAAGGCGGUGGUGCUGUAGGUGUAGCGGCUAUAAUGGCAGGUCUUGUGCCAGAGCUCGCUAACAAAAAAGUAGUGUGCAUUCUAUCCGGUGGUAAUAUCGAUACCACGAUCUUAGGACGGUGUCUGGAACGCGGCCUUGCAGCUGAACAGAGAUUAGUGAAAUUCAAAGUAACAGUCAGUGACCGACCGGGCGGUAUCGCAGAGCUGUGCAAGAUGAUCGCCUCUAUAGGAGUCUCCAUAAAAGACAUUAUGCAAGAACGUGCAUGGGUUUACGGCGAUAUUUUUAGUGUUCAGGUAAAAGUAGUGUGCGAGACCCGAGGACCAGAACACAAAAAGGAACUGCGAGCAUUAAUCUCAAAUUUAUAUAAGGAAUGGUACUUUGCAGGAGACUACGACGAAAGGUUACGAAGGAUUUCAAAUGUUACUGAAAGCGAUGUGGCAUAGUAUAUACCUAUAAUAUUGUAUAAUAAUUAUAACCCGUUAAUUAUACCUAAACUAUAUGAAUAAUGAUUUCAUUGGACAAUUCACACAACGCCAUAUACCUAGUCCCAAGCUAAGCAGAGCUUGUGUUAUGUGUACUGGACAACUAAUAUAAGUACUUAUAUACACUUUUUUGUAAAAUAAAACAUACAUAGCACGACACGUUGGUGCUUACUCACAGGAAUUAGGUUUAAAAUAAUUUCUUCUCAAUCGCGUAAUAAUAAUUAAAUAAUGUAUAUUUAAGAUAUACGUGUAAGUAAUGUGUGUAAGUUAAAGUUAACAAUUUUGAAAAUUAUAUA